This is a messenger RNA of Cercospora beticola, 4424 nucleotides long. RefSeq names its product translation initiation factor 3 subunit CLU1 (gene CLU1). The record is from RefSeq and is a predicted model, not a curated record. NCBI's taxonomy places the organism in Eukaryota, Fungi, Ascomycota, Dothideomycetes, Mycosphaerellales, Mycosphaerellaceae. Gene Ontology annotation, biological process: intracellular distribution of mitochondria. Gene Ontology annotation, cellular component: cytoplasm. Gene Ontology annotation, molecular function: mRNA binding; protein binding.
GAUACACUGACUUGUCUACUUUCCAUCAUCUCUGUACAGUACCGUUUGGGCGCAACUUCAUUGAGUGUACAAGUCGUUCUCUUCUUGUCACUGCUUUUUUCGGUUCUUUCCUCAUCCUCCAUCCCCUUCGAGCACGACGACCGAGAAACACUUUGGGAUCCCGGCUGGCACAGGAAGGAUGGCUGCUGAUGAUGCUUCGAUAAAUGAAUCGAAGCAAGAUUCGACGAAACCCAGCGACGACCAACCUCACGCGAUCUCCGAAGCGAAUGGCACCUUAACCAAUGGAGACGACCAUGAGGCAUCAAAGGCUGAUGGCGAAGCACCGCCAGCGGAGAAUGUGUUCCAGCUCACUGUCAAGCUGCCUCAUGCUCCAGGGGAAACACAAAUAAUGGUGUCGAGCCAAGAGCAAGUGCAGGACAUCCGGCAAUCCAUCAUCGACACACCCCACACGUUCCAAUACUCGUGCUUCCAUCUGGAGCACCAGGGCAAGCGCAUCAAUGACUUCGUUGAGCUGCACGAGGUGGAGGGCAUAGUUGCUGAUCCAGUCUGCAAGCUUGUGGAGGACCCAUACACCGAAUCGCAGGCGCGGAUGCACGUUGUGAGAGUGAGGGAACUCAUUGGCGCUGCCGGUGAUCGAACAGAUUUGGUGACGGGCAUUGAUGCAGGCCUCAGUCUCUGCGACAGCGUUGAAUUGACGGAGAAGACAGACAACGAGCCUGACAACCCGAUCACUGGCUACGAUCUGAACGCACCAGGCUCUGUAUCGACACUGCUUCCAAAGGCUCGCGAUGCUGCACCAAAAACUGUCAAGAGCAUCUCAUUGUCAGCCUGGAAUCCUCCUCCAUACCACCUCCGCAACAAAGGCCACCUCCUCUACCUUCAGGUUGUCACGAAUGAAGGCGAGCAGUUCUACGUCACCUCACAUGUCUCUGGCUUUUACGUGAACAAGUCGACAAACAACAAAUUUGAUCCAGCUCCGAGAAGCUCCCCGAAAAGUGCAUCGGCACAUUCCCUCAUCAACUUGCUCAGCCAGAUUUCACCAUCGUUCGAGAGCAACUUCAAGCAGCUGCAGGAGUACAAUGGCAAGCGCGACCCGCUGGCAUCGUAUGCUCUCAGCAAUUGCAUCCCCGCCGCGCCCUGGCUCGCGUCCACUGCUUCUCUGCAGCAUCAUCAGGCCGACGUCAUGCGUACGCAAGAGGCAUAUUUGCUGGGAGGUGUGGAGAACGCUGAGACACUCCGUGACUGGAACGAGGAGCUCCAAUCGACCCGUGAGCUGCCUAAAGAGACGGUGCAGGAUCGCGUGUUCCGAGAAAGAUUGACGAGCAAGCUAUUCGCCGAGUACAACGAAGCAGCUGUGCGCGGUGCUUGCCUUGUGGCUCGUGGGGAGGUUCAGCCAUUGAACCCAACGGAGGCCAAGGACGCACAAAUCUUCGUCUACAACAAUGUCUUCUACAGCUUUGGUGCUGAUGGAGUGGGCACCUUUGCCAGCGAUGGAGGUGAUGAGGCCGCAAGAGUCGCAACGGGCAAGGAUGUGCAGGGCGUGAAGGCUGUGAAUCAGCUGGACAUCAAUGGCCUGUUCACACCCGGCACCGUUGUCGUGGAUUACCUGGGCAAGCGUGUUGUUGGUCAAUCCAUCGUUCCUGGCAUCUUCAAGCAGAGAGAACCUGGCGAGCACCAAAUCGACUAUGGUGGAGUUGAGGGCAAGGAUAUUAUCGCAUCAAAUGAGGGCUUCGUCCAACCCUUCAGCGAGCUCAGCAAGGCAAUGCGCGUGAAGAAGCAUGCUGUCUGGGACAAGGAACUGAAAAAGCACGAUCUCGAGGCCAGUGUUGAGACAAAGGGAUUGCUGGGAACUGACGGCAGGAAAUAUGUCCUCGAUCUGUACAGAGUCACACCUCUGGACAUCUCUUGGCUCGAGCAACACCGCGGCGAUGACCAGACUGAGGAGAAGCGAUACCCGCACCGUAUGACAGUGCUGCGUCCCGAGCUCGUCGAUUCGUACAGGUUCAAGCAGAUGAGAGAGUACGUAGGAAAAGAGCUCGAGAAGAAGCAGGCUGAAAAGGGACAAUCCACCGCAGGCGCUUCAGAGGAGAAGCCCAAGGAGUUGACAAGCGACGAGGCAGAGGACAAGAAGGAAGACGGAGAAACAGCGGAGGAGACAAAGCCAAAGCAGCAGGACACCGUCGACAUCUCCAACUUCCAAUUUGCGCUCAACCCUGAUGUCUUCAGCGGACAGCAGCCGCAGACCGAAGAAGAGAAGGAGGAGUGGGCACAGGAUGAGGCUCUUGUACGUGCAGUGUGCGAGUACUUGACCUCCGAUGUUCUUCCUAAACUCGUGCACGAUCUGCAAGAGGGAGACGUUGGGUUCCCAAUGGAUGGACGUGCCUUGGUUCGGGAGAUGCACAGGCGCGGUGUCAACAUUCGCUACCUGGGUGAGAUCGCCCGUCUCACAUCCGAGAAGUCCGACAAGCGACUCGUAGCUUUGCAACAGCUAGCACACCAGGAGAUGGUCAGCCGAGCGUUCAAGCACAUCGCGAACAAGUACCUUCGCACAUUACCUCCAUGCUUCGCUCAGAGCUGUGUCUCCCACCUGCUUAACUGCUUGGUGGGCACGCAAGCCAACGCUAAGCCCUACGCUGAAGUUGACACCGAGCUCAAGUCGCUCUACCCAGAAGCCUCAUUCGACUUUGAGAAGGAAACCCCUGAAGGCUUGGACGCAGAGAUCAGACGCCAAGUGUCCCUACGAUAUCGUUACGAUAUUCAGAGCGAUCUCGUGCAAGACGGCAAGCGGUUGCAGCUCGUGCGAGAGGUGUCCAAGAAGCUUGGAUUCCAGCUCGAGGCCAAGGAUUACGCCUUCACGAAGGAGGCGGCCGCUGCUCAACCACAAUUGCACGAGAAGCAAUCUGCAGACUCGCUUGCUGAGCCACAGACUAACGGUACGUCGAACAGCAAGAAGAGCAAGAAGAAGAAGCAGCAGGCAGAGAGCUCUCCAUCCCGCGCGCAAGCAGCCACGCCGACGGGUCCACCACAGACUUUCCACCCUGACAACGUGCUCAACAUCGUACCUCUUGUCAAGGAGGCUUCUCCAAAGAGUGUCCUUGCUGAGGAGGCACUUGAAGCCGGACGCUUGAGCUUGCAGCAGGACCAAAAGGAGCUCGGCCAGGAGCUGCUCCUUGAGAGUCUGAGCUUGCACGAGCAGAUCUAUGGCAUCUUGCAUCCCGAAGUGGCUCGCGUCUACUAUGCUUUGUCCACUCUGUACUAUGGAUUGGAGGAGAAGCAGGCUGCGGUCGAGCUCGCGAAGAAGGCCGUCAUCGUUUUUGAGCGAACUCUCGGCAUCGAUGAUGCUGACACCAUUCUGGCGUACUUGAAUCUGAGUCUGUUCGAGCAUGCGACGGGCAACACCAGAGGUGCGCUCGCCUACGUGCGUCACGCACUGAACUUGUGGAAGAUUGUCUACGGCAUCCGCCACCCUGAUUCGAUAACCACGAUCAACAACGCGGCCGUCAUGCUUCAAUCUUUGAAGUCAUUCCACGAGUCGCGACUGUGGUUUGAGGCGUCUCUGGACAUCUGCGAAGAGGUCUCUGGCAAGCAGUCCAUCAACACUGCCACGCUCCUCUUCCAGCUCGCCCAAGCGCUUGCCCUCGACCAAGACUCGAAGGCUGCUGUGAGCAAAAUGCGUGAGAGCUACAACAUCUUCAAGGCAGCUCUCGGACCUGAGAAUCAAAACACCAAAGAAGCGGAGAACUGGCUCGAGACCCUCACUCACAACGCGGUCAGCCAAGCGAAGCAGGCCAAUCUCCUUCAGAACCGUAAGAUACUUCUGAGGACAGGCCGGCAAUCCAAGGUACAGCUCGGCGGCACCAGACAGACGCCUCCUGCGGGUCAGUCGGCGCCCGAUGCGCUGCAGGCAGCGGCCACACCGAGCCAGGGUGGUGUUGAUCAGCGUAACCUCGAUGAGCUUAUUAAGUAUAUCAACGGCGAGAGCGCGAAGCAGACGACACCCAAGAAGAAGACCACGGCCAACCCAAAGCGUAGGCAACAGAGGGCAUAAAUUAUCUCUUGGAUACAUGUAUUGAUUGCUCUCUCCUGGCGAACUUGGCAUUGGUACCAUCUAGCGACACUUGAGUAGAAGAAACCAGUCGGCGGAGGCUGGCGGGCAAAUUGUCCCAAUGGAUAUUGCGGAAUAAUGUUGCGGAGCCGAACGAACCAAGGAGCAUCGCCCACGACUGAUUGAAACAUUGUACAUUGUAGAUGGCACUUGUGUGGAGGUGAAACAAAAGAAGAAGACGAAUAAGUUUUGCAGAAGAGGUUUAAUCACCACUCACAUCGCUUUCAGAGCAGAGCGCGCAUUAUUGUACAAAGAAAGAAAGUAGAAUUGUAGAGAUUAUGUAUAGUAGGAAAAGCAAAAAUUCUGCACUAUUGAGACC